Penaeus monodon (black tiger shrimp) is the source of this 968-nucleotide messenger RNA. RefSeq names its product titin-like. Bases 155 to 721 code for a protein of 188 amino acids. The record is from RefSeq and is a predicted model, not a curated record. The transcript has 2 exons. Lineage: Eukaryota; Metazoa; Arthropoda; Malacostraca; Decapoda; Penaeidae. Gene Ontology annotation, molecular function: protein binding.
GCGGCGGAAACAACUUCACCAUCACAGACCUGUUGCCGUGCAGCAGUUACGACGUGAUUGUCUCCGUCGUGACUCCUGGAGGUAUCAUCGGCCAACCCGCUGGCACGCCACUCACACCGAGGACGUCCCGCCCGGCCCCGUCAAAUUCCUGCGCAUGAAAGAAGUGACGUCCCACGAGAUGACCAUCAGCUACGAAGCCCCGACAACCCACCCUCAAUGCGUUCACGAGUACGAUAUCGAGAUUAUCAACCAGGACGACUACUUCAGCAAACACAGCCACGUCGUGCCGUAUAUGGACGGCACGUUCACGGACCUCGAGGCUUGCGCCGACUACCUCGUCAACGUCAGAGCUGUAACAAGAACCGGGCUCUUCUCGGAGUGGCGCUCGAUCACCACCACGACCGGGGGCGACGUGCCGAGCGUCCCCAGAUCCUUUGCGGUGGAAGGCUUCAGUAUGACCUCCGUCACACUUAACUGGUGGCAGCCUGACACCAACAAACUCUGCGUCACGAAAUACCGUCUUGAGUGGACCGAUGGGACAAUCUCCAACUCCACCGAGAUCAGCCCUUCCCCUGGCCAGGCCCUGCCCUUCGAAAACCAGUUUAUCGCCACAGGACUCGUCGCCUGCACCGACUAUACGUUCACCGUGUACGCCAUUUCCGACGUAGGAGGGACCAGCAACCCCGCCACCGUCACCCAGAAAACGGAAUGCGCCCGUUAGCUGGAAUCCACUUACUUCUUCGCCAAAGGGAAGAACUAUAGUGGACAUUUUAAGGGUUCUGAAUUAUAUAUAUUUAUGCUUAAGAUCCAUACGUUUGAUUCGGUCAUAUUAAAAAAAAUAAAAGAAUAAGAGCAACUAGGUAAAUAAUGAGAGAUUGGCAUUUACUAAUUAUUUGUGUAUCUAAUAUUAUUGAUACAUAUACUCAUGUAUUACUCACAUACUCAUAUAUAUAUAUAUAUAUAUAUAU